Drosophila montana is the source of this 1117-nucleotide messenger RNA. RefSeq names its product queuosine 5'-phosphate N-glycosylase/hydrolase. Bases 21 to 1073 code for a protein of 350 amino acids. The record is from RefSeq and is a predicted model, not a curated record. NCBI's taxonomy places the organism in Eukaryota, Metazoa, Arthropoda, Insecta, Diptera, Drosophilidae. The transcript has 3 exons.
CACAAGAACUUAAAAUAUCGAUGCCAACAGUUCUGGUCAGAAGAACGCUAUCCAAGAUGUGCGCCGCGCUAACUCCCCGAGAAUCUGGUGAACACAUUGUGCGCCAUGCGAAAUAUUUAACAGUUGUGCCCGCCGGCGUUGACCGGCUGGUCGAGGAGAUUGUUGGCGGCUUAAUAUCGAAACGCAUCGACGUAGCCAACUUUUCGCAACAUGAGCUGCAUCCCAAGCCGAGUGAUGGACACGCAGCUAACUGGAUUUUUAUUGUGGACACUCUCAACUUUUGCUUCUGGACGCCACAGAACUAUACCAAGUAUAAGGUAAACGGUUAUACGGGCUACUUUGCACUCUGCGCCGCCAUCAAUCGGGCUAUGGCGGAUGGCUUGGACAUAACGAACCCAGAAUUCUACUCGAAAAUCGAGCUGUCGACAUUGACCAACAUAUUCCGACCCGACGAUGCGGUGACAAAGAUCCCGCUGCUGGAGCAGCGGCUGGAGUGCCUGCAUCAGGUGGGGGAGCGCCUGCUAAGUAAAUGGCAGGGAAGCUUUGAGAAUGUGGUCAAGGCGGCCAACCGCUCGGCAAUAGCUCUGCUGCAGCUGAUUGUGGACGAGUUUCCCUGUUUCCGGGAUCAGGCGGAGUUUGCCGGCAAACGUGUAUCCAUUUUCAAGCGCGCACAGAUACUCAUCGGCGAUUUGUGGUCCUGCUAUCGGGGCGAAGGACUUGGCUACUUUGAGGACAUCGGGAAGAUAACCAUGUUUGCCGACUAUCGCAUCCCACAGGUCCUGGUGCACUUUGGCAGCUUGGAGUACACACCCGAGCUGCUGGAGGUGCUGCAGAAGGACACCAUCUUGCAGAACGGCGACGCCAUGGAGGUGGAGAUACGCGGCGCCUCCAUUUACAUAAUCGAACAGGUCAAGGACGCUGUACUGGAGAUCUUGAAGCAGAAACAUCCAGCUGUAGAUGUGCGCAAUGUCAACUCCAUACUCAUCGAUCAACAUCUGUGGGACUACAGACGCGCCCAUGCCGCCGAAUUGGAGUACAUUCCAUUCCACAAGGUGUUGAGCAUUUACUACUGAAUACUGCAGCGAUUCACAAAUAAAGUUUAUAUACUUUUGUAAAA